Psylliodes chrysocephalus is the source of this 1015-nucleotide messenger RNA. NCBI's taxonomy places the organism in Eukaryota, Metazoa, Arthropoda, Insecta, Coleoptera, Chrysomelidae. The record is from the annotation of a GenBank genome assembly.
UCGUACACCUCAAGGAAAUUUAAUGUACACAUUCAUAUUGGAUUACCGAGUAUGGCAAUAGGAUCGAAUAGUGUAUGUACCUAAGGGUCGAUUCCACUGUUGUGUUAAAUGGAGGUUAAAAUGACAUUGUUAAUGUAAAAAUGUAAUUUUAAACUUCGUUUAACACAACGGUGGAAUCGAUCCUAAAUGGUAUGACAGGUGGCAGAAUAGCCUUGAAGGCUGCAGUGCUGUCACAAUGGAGCCCUAGAAGAGUCAGUCCUAGGUGAAUCAGAUAACCAAGUCUAAAAAAUCAUACUUCACUCCACCGACUAAACUUUUUCAUUUGGCAACAUUGUACGCAUUAUACAUUCCGAUAACUGUCAGUAGGGUCAGUAGUGUCAACUGUCAAUUAUUCUGACAAGUUCAAUAUUUUUAUCUUAAAAAUUAGAAUUAGAACAUGAAUCCUUUAAUAAAAGCUUUAAAGCCACCAAGUAUUUGGUUGAAAAAUAACGCAAUAUUAGUAACAGCAGUCAGAAAUCAUUGGAACAAGGACUACAAACCUGGCCCCUAUCCCCAAACGGAAGAAGAAAGGCUAAAAGCCGCAGCUAAAUAUGGUUUGGAUCCUAGAGAGUACCAACCAUAUCCUGAUGAUGGUCAGGGUUCUGGAGACUAUCCAAAAUUACCUCUGGAAUCAAUGGAAUCUAGAGAUCCUUAUUAUCCCUGGGAUAAUCCAGAAUUGAAAAGAAAUUUUAACGAACCUUUACAUGCAGAAUAUGAUUUAAUAAGAGAAGAUAGAUACGAUGUGAGCGCUAAAUUGCGAGUUCCAUUGUGGGGUAUGUGGGCGCAGUUUUUAGGUACUAUGUUUGGUACUUACAUAAUUUACCGUCUAUUAGAUAAUGUGAAAAUGUUCCAUUCAGUUAUACCUAAGCAAUAUCCAAACAAUGGAAAAACACAUUAUACUUUUGAUUCAGAUGAAUGAGUUUGUAAUAAAUAAUUGUUAUUUUACUUUAGAAAAGAUAUUUAAAUGUAUAGAGAU